UGGGCGGGCCUAUGGAGAGUGACAGGGCUGGUCACCCAGUGCCUGCGCGCUGAAACGCAGGGGGCUGCAGACGGGCGUCUGGCGUUGGAUGCGGAGUAAUUGCCUGUGAGGAGGCCGGUUGCUGCGACCGCAAGCUUCUAACCCUGAGGAGUAGUAGCGGGUAACAUCAUGUAAUUCGACCAGGAGCUUUAGACUGGAGCGCUGCCAGGAAAACGUGCUGCUUCACUUGCCCUUCCUUACGUCACUGCCCUGUACGUCGCUACCAGGAUGAGCUCCAGGCGCGUCUCGGACAGGGAGUCUGAUAACAAUCUACGCCACCAAGCGUUACACAGAGGCAGAGCGGAUAUCCCUCCGAUAGACCCAGAGGUGCUGAAGGAUUUGGAGAUCCUCACUCAAGAUGUAGCCCUAAAAGUAGAUCAAAUGAUGAAAAGCCUUAACGGUACAAUCCAGAACAUGACGGCUCUUAGCGUUGGAUACAUUCAAACAUACAGAGAUUCCGUGGAUAGCCUUGGAGAAUCUGUGGAUAUGAGUAUCAAGGGAAUGUAUACUCUAAUGGCUCGCUGUGAAGAGUUGGAUAGAUCCAUGCAGCCUAUUCAAGCAUUGGCCAAGCAAAUUCGGGAAAUAAAACAUACUCUGGAGUUGUUUGAAACAUUAUGUAAAUAAUGUAUCUGUGUGUUACUAGCCUUAUUUAUAUAUUUUUUAAUCAGAUAAUUAAAAUACCACUGGGAAAAA
Spea bombifrons (plains spadefoot toad) is the source of this 732-nucleotide messenger RNA. It is a transcript of the gene BORCS6, whose product is annotated as BLOC-1 related complex subunit 6. Gene Ontology annotation, biological process: lysosome localization. The record is from RefSeq and is a predicted model, not a curated record. Bases 268 to 663 code for a protein of 131 amino acids. The transcript has 4 exons. Lineage: Eukaryota; Metazoa; Chordata; Amphibia; Anura; Pelobatidae. Gene Ontology annotation, cellular component: BORC complex.